This is a messenger RNA of Camponotus floridanus (Florida carpenter ant), 1904 nucleotides long. Its product is annotated as dihydrolipoyllysine-residue acetyltransferase component of pyruvate dehydrogenase complex, mitochondrial. The transcript has 11 exons. NCBI's taxonomy places the organism in Eukaryota, Metazoa, Arthropoda, Insecta, Hymenoptera, Formicidae. Gene Ontology annotation, molecular function: acyltransferase activity. The record is from RefSeq and is a predicted model, not a curated record. Gene Ontology annotation, cellular component: mitochondrion; pyruvate dehydrogenase complex. Gene Ontology annotation, biological process: pyruvate decarboxylation to acetyl-CoA. Bases 1 to 1767 code for a protein of 588 amino acids.
AUGGCGCAUAUAAUAAGAUCCAAGCUUAUGCUCUUGUCAUUGAAAUAUACCAGUUGUGUCGCACCGCGUAUUUUAGUACCCUUAAAACAUCAGCGAUUAUGUUUUCACACCACCAGGAUUCUCGACGUGAAGGGAAAAGAAUUAUUAAUGCCUUCCUUAUCACCUACUAUGGAAACUGGUACUAUAGUAAAGUGGUUUAAAAAGGAAGGCGAUAGUAUUAAUCCUGGCGAUGCUAUUGCGGAUAUUCAGACUGACAAAGCUAUUGUCACAAUGGAAUUUGACGACGAAGGUGUAUUAGCCAAAAUAAUUGUACCUGAAGGAACAAAGGAUAUCAAAGUAGGAACUCUAAUUGCUCUCACUGUUGAAGCUGAUGAAGAUUGGAAGUCAGUGGAAGUGCCGGAUAAGUCAGUGGAGCCAGCUCCAAAAAUAGCAGCAGCUUCUGUUGAAAAAAGUCCAGCUGUUACAAAAGUUGAAGCACCACCACCUGGCCAGCAAAACAUUCCUAUGCCUGCCCUCUCACCGACCAUGACAACAGGUACAAUUAUAAAAUGGCUAAAGCAAGAAGGUGAUGAGAUACAACCGGGUGAUGCAUUAGCAGAUAUACAGACAGAUAAAGCUGUUAUGACUUUUGAAUUAGAGGAAGAAGGUGUACUUGCAAAAAUUCUUGUUCCAGAAGGAUCUGAGGUACAAAUAGGACAAUUGAUAGCUGUUACAGUUGAGAAAGGAAUGGAUUGGAAACAGGCUGUUAUCCCAACAUCGACAAAACCAGGCGCAGCUGUAGCACCAAGUUCUGCUCAACCAACUGCACCAAUCGAUGCAAAACCAUCAAGUGGACAAGUAUAUGGUUUGGCGGUGAAAAGAUUGUUAGAAGAAUAUAGUUUGAAUUCUGAUUCAAUCAAAGGUACUGGACGUACAAAUCGUUUAUUGAAAAGCGAUGUCCUUGAAUAUAUUCAGGCGCAUAGUAUUCAAAAAGUUGCACCUAAAUCCGUACCAGCUCCAAAGACUGAUGAAGCACGUUCUCCUAGUCCAGCAAAAACGCCCGUUCCAUCUGGUCAGCCGUCUCCGUACAAAGAUAUCGAAAUAUCCAACAUUCGCGCCGUUAUAGCCAAACGACUUAGCGAGGCAAAAAGAACUAUACCACAUUCUUACGCUGUUAUGGAUAUAACUAUUGAUAAAUUGGUCGAGCUCCGUGGAAAACUAAAAACAGAGGAUAUAAAUGUAUCAGUUAAUGACUUUAUUACUAAGGCUGUCGCUCAUGCGCUUGUCGAAUGUCCCGAUAUAAAUACAUUGUAUAAAAAUGAUCAAAUUAUUCGAGUUCCAAAGGUAGAUGUAUGUGUAGCGGUCGCAACACCAACAGGACUUAUUACACCAAUAGUAUUCGACACUGCCACUAAGAAUUUAGCAGAUAUCUCUAAAAACAUUCGAGAAUUAGCCGAAAAAGCGAGAAAGGGACAGCUUAAACCGCAUGAAUUUCAAGGAGGAACAUUCACAAUUUCAAACUUGGGAAUGUUUGGUAUCAAGGAAUUUUCAGCAAUUAUAAAUCCUCCGCAAACUGCUAUUCUUGCAGUAGGCUCGGGACGUGAAGAGCUGGAUUCUUCAUUAACAAAGUUAACAAAAAUGGCAGUACAACUAUCUUAUGAUAGACGGGCGAUUGACGAGGAUCAAGCAGCUAAUUUUCUAGCUGUUGUGAGAGCAAUGUUGGAAGAUCCAGCUUUUCUAGUAGCUGGUAAGACACAGGCAUUGAGGUAUAAACGUGAUGCAUAUUAAUUAUUUUUAAUAAAACAAUCGAAAGUGUUUAUUGCAAAAACAGCUUCUCUUGUUUGUAAUGAGAGAAUUAAAUAUAAUUGUUUUUUAUGUAACAUUGUUAAUGCGCUUUUUAAAAAAUAGGGAUUUUAAUAAAAGGA